Messenger RNA from Naegleria gruberi, 1624 nucleotides. RefSeq lists its product as uncharacterized. The coding region runs from base 65 to 1435 and encodes 456 amino acids. NCBI's taxonomy places the organism in Eukaryota, Heterolobosea, Eutetramitea, Acrasida, Naegleriidae. The transcript is spliced from 2 exons. The record is from RefSeq and is a predicted model, not a curated record.
ACAAAAACACCCAUUUCCUCUCAAUAAAAUUUUAUAGAGUUUGAUUUUAGAGUUUGAUCAAAAAAUGUUUCUCUUCCGAAGAAAGAAUAGCACUGCCACACUGUCCUCCUCUUCCUCGACAUCUUCGUUGAAUGGAGGAGUACCAGCCAAUAAGAGACAAUUUACAUUUGCUGUGCAAGUGGAGAGCAUUGAAAAUAUACCACUCUAUAUGCAAAUUCCACUCUCUGUUGAGGUUUAUAAAUUAAAUAAUGCAUUGAAUGCCAGUACAAGUCAAAUGACAAUCAAGGGAAAAUUGUUUAGAAAGAAGAAAUUAGUGGGAUCAACUCCAUUUAAAUUGGUUGAUUCAUCGACACAAAAAUCAAAUUACAUGUCGACUAUGGAGUUUUUGUGUAACCUUCCCUAUGAUGAGAUUUCUGGAAAAUUAGUGAAAGGACCUGUCACAUCAACAACUGUUUUUCCACCAAUUAAUGAGGCAAUAUCUAAUGUUGAGGAAAAUAAUGAUAGUAAUAACUCUACAUCUGCUGCUGUAGGAGAUGGAAAGUUUUUGCAAAUAGUUGUAAAUAAGAAAUUGCAUACAAGUAACAAGAUUGAAUUCGUCAAUGAAAUGUUGGUCGAUUUGUCACAUUACUGUUUAUUGAAUAGUGAAUAUCAAUGCAGAAUUUCAGUUCCUUUUGAACUUUCGAGUGGUGUAACUGUAAAUAUUACCAUGAUCAUAUUUUCUACAAUUGGAAAUCAAUUAUUAGGAAGAAAAUCAGGAAGUUUGGAUUUGUCAAGACCAAUGACUGCAACCAAUACUUCACCAUCACGAGAGGUGUCUGUAGAUGUUUCCCCAAAGAUUUCUCCUCAAAUUAAUCGUGUAUUGAGUGCUGAUCUCGAUGAUAGUCCUUUCAUUAAUAGUAAUACUAGUGGUAAUAAUAAUAAUAAUGGAUCGUCAGCAUUCUCUCCAACUAAUUACUCAAAUUCUACUUCAUCACUCAAUGGAAAUAAUGCUAGUAAUGGUGUUCAGGACUUUUUCAAACGAAGAGCUGAAUUGAAUUCAGGAAGAUCAAGAUCGGGCUCCUCUCCAAUUGCCAUGCAACACACUCCAUAUAGUCCACAACCUUACGAACCAUCAACUUUUAACAACCCUACAUCAGUCAACACCUUUACUGAAGGACAAAACAGUGGCACCCUUUCAGAUCCUAGCCCUUCACUUAUCGAUACAGGAGUAGUACCAAACCGUGAGGAAAAUAUUGACGUACUCAGGCAAGAAAACCAACAUUUGAAAUCAGUUCUACAAAGAGCUAAAGUGAGGUUCCAAGAAGUUGUCUCUGAAAAUUCCCAACUCAAAGAAAGAAUCAAACAAUUAGAAGAGCAAAUGACCCUUCUCCAAACAGCAUCAUCACCCAAUCCUUUCCCAGGCACUACUUCAAAGGAUUUAUUGGAUUUUUUCUAAGGAUUAGUAUUAUCUGUUUCCAUUUCAAUUAUAAUUGGACAAUUUAAAUGUAAAUAUUUGGCAUUCUCACUAUUUAUGAAAUCAAUUUGCUGAUUUUUAAUAUCCUCUAUUUGUCCAAUCGCACUUGGAAGCACAAUAAUUUUGUAAACUUUGUAUCCUUGGAAAAUUAAAUGUAUGCGAUCAUUCAAC